This is a messenger RNA of Coregonus clupeaformis (lake whitefish), 1589 nucleotides long. RefSeq lists its product as uncharacterized. The record is from RefSeq and is a predicted model, not a curated record. Lineage: Eukaryota; Metazoa; Chordata; Actinopteri; Salmoniformes; Salmonidae. The transcript is spliced from 7 exons. Gene Ontology annotation, molecular function: DNA-binding transcription factor activity. Bases 286 to 1293 code for a protein of 335 amino acids.
CUAUACGUCAAAGUGGAAGGAGUGUCCGAUGCGCGUCCACGUUCAUCCGAGAACCCUCCGCCUGGGACCUCAUUCAUAACUUCUUCACCGACAUGACAUCAUUAUGUCCCCCAACCUCUUCUCCACCCAAUCUGACACCACCGCCAGAAGGCAAGGAUCCAUUCUCUCCAAAAAUCGAACUCCCACUGGCCCGUAAUCAUCUUUCUCAUCAUCAGAUCAAGGAUCAAUCUCUGCGGUCUUCACCGCAAUUGCCACCACAGUGAUUGUGAUGUGAACUACAAAAAAAUGCAAACCAAUACUUCAGAUCUAGCCUGGAUUCCUGCCUCUUUCAAAGUUAUAAGUAGGAGCAAUGGCUACAUAUCCGGCACCGUGAAAUCUGAGGAAGAAUUGGGGUCCUUGCUAGAAAACCACAAAAGAGCCACGUACACUUCAUUCAAUACAUGGUCUGAACACAAAAAGGAUCAAAUUAAAAGAAGGCUACUUUGGCAAGUGGAGGAUUAUGCAGAUGAUGUUCCCGUUUGUGUUGAAAAAAGAGCUAUCCUUGCCUGCCAGCAUGGCAAAGCAUCGAAAAGACAUUCUACAGCUGAGGAACAGCCUUCAGAACAUGUAUAUAGCAAGAAAAGGUUAUAUGUGCAGAGGGGCAAAAAAGUGGACUGUCCAGCAAAGCUUUUCAUUCGGCAUGUAACUAGGUAUGACACAUUUAGUGUCAAGGGGGAUGCUUCGAGAGCAAAGAAACAAGAAGCAAUGAAAAGACUGAAGGAGGCAUUGACUCAGACAAGCCCAGCUACAUCAUCAUCAUUCAUUCAUGUCAAGCUCCCAAUCGCUGAAGCACACCAAAACCACAUUAUCAAUGAAGCAAGUUGCUUUAAAAGGAAGAUACAUCCACAAGAAAACAUGGGGCAGGACAGAGACACCAGACAGCAGGAAGAAAACAUGGGGCAGGACGGAGACACCAGACAGCAGGAAGAAAACAUGGGUCAGGACGGAGUCAGGGAAAACCACAUCACAGCUGAACAGUGUGCGUUAAGAGAUGAAUUAAACAAAAUAAUGGAUGCUACUUAUCUAUGUCAAGACAUCGAGACCUUACAAAAGACAAAGGAAGCUGUGGCAGACAUUCGAAAGUCCUUCAUUGGCUCCUGUCCAAAAGGGAAUGGUCUUCCGUUGCUGAGCAAAGAGAACCAAAUGAUGAGAGAAAACAAUCAAAUGCUUAGAGCUCUCCCACCAAGAGUGAGAAAAGGAAAACUUAAGGGACAGUUUGAAAUUUACUGGGGUGGGGCGGGGGGUCCAAAAUAGGGGAGGGUUGUCUAACUGGGGAGGAUUUUGUGCAGGUGCGUAAUUUGCAGGGGGAAUGCCACUCCCCACCAAAUACGGUAAUGAGAGGAAGCCCAGUGGCCCGCAGUGGGAUUUUGGCCGACAUUCUGCAAAUUUUCUCAUUGAUUAAACAUUUGAUCUCAAUACAGUUUUCUGUUCCCAAAACUAGAAUCUGUUAUAAGCAGAGUUGACUAAGUUUUGUAUACUUUACCCUUUGCCAAGGUUUCCAAAAAAUGGUGUUGUUUAGAAGGAGUGCAAGGGCGAAUUGAGUUAUUGUA